UCUUUUUGUGUUUUCCGUGUUUAGGUCAUUCCAGAAAGAUGAGGAUACUUCCUGUCUUCACAUUCACAGCCUACUGGCAUUUGCUGAACGCCUUUACUGUCACCGUUCCCAAGGACCUGUAUGUGGUAGAGCAUGGCAGCAAUGUGACAAUUGAAUGCAGAUUCCCCGUAGACAAACACUUAGACCUGUUUUCGCUAGUUGUCUACUGGGAAAUGGACAAUAAGAAAAUUAUUCAGUUUGUGCGAGGAGAGGAAGACCUGAAGGUUCAGCACCGCAGCUUCAGCCAGAGGGCCCGGCUGCUGAAGGACCAGCUCUACCUGGGCAGUGCCACACUCCAGAUCACAGAUGUGAAACUGAGGGAUGCCGGGGUUUACCGCUGUAUGAUCAGCUACGGUGGCGCCGAUUACAAGCGGAUCACGUUGAAAGUCAAUGCCCCAUACCGCAACAUCAACCAAAGCAUUUCCAUGGAUCCGGUCACCUCCGAAUAUAAACUGACAUGUCAGGCUGAGGGUUACCCCAAGGCUGAAGUCAUCUGGACAAGCAGUGACCAUCAAGUCCUGAGUGGUCAGACCACAAUCACCAAUUCUGAGAGAGAGGAGAAGCUUUUCAAUGUGACCAGCGAUCUGAUAAUCAACACAACAGCUAAUGAGAUUUUCUACUGUACUUUUCGGAGAUUAGAUCCUGAGGAAAACAGUACUGCUGAGUUGGUCAUCCCAGAAACACCCCCAGCCCACACUCCGAAUCAGAGGACUCACUUGGUGAUUCUGGGAGCCUUCCUGUUGACCCUUGGUGUGGUCCUGGUGAGCACCUCCUGUCUGCGAAAAGAAGUGAGAAUGAUGGAUGUGGAAAAAUGUGGCAUCCAAGCCGCAAGCUCAAAGAAGCAAAAUGAUACACAAUUUGAGGAGACGUAAUCCAGCAGGGAAACUUCUGAUCUUCAAGCAGGGAUUCUCAGCCCUUGGCCUCGGAGUUCAUCAGGGCUAAGCAUGACCAGAGGGACGAAUGGGCCCGUGGGAUGCCGACGGGGUGGGGCUUAGAAGGCCCAAGCACUGAAAGCGGAACCUGGGAAAACAGAGGAGAAUGAAGAAAGACGGAAUAGAAAAGGGAGACUGAAAGGAGACCUUGCUUCUUCAACAUGACUGAGAGGCUCACCGGCGCCUGUGAAAGGGAGAGCGGACACCUCUAAGUGAGGAAACCCCAAGCAAAUCCUGUGGCUUCUCCUAGGAAAACGGGUUGAGAAUCCCUGACUCAAUGAUCAGUUUCUGCAGCAGUGCCUUCUGCCUCCACUCAAUGCCUCAGUGUGUCUUCUGUGUGGUUGAGAGUCCCGGUGUUGCAACAGUAUUAAUUGAGUCGUUUCUAUUUAUUUUGAGUCCACAGGGUCUUCUUGUCAUGUGAGUGUGACUGUGAAUUAUUUCUUUUGAAGAUACAUUGCAGCUGACAUUUAAAUUUUGUCACCAAACUAAAUUUGCUACUUGAUGACUCACUUGCGGCCACUAAAACAUAUAGUAUUUGUCAGGUGCUUGGUAUCGUUUGUAACUAUAAAUACAAAUAGGAAGCACAGAGAGCAAACCACUGAAUUGUAUAGGAUGUUAACUUAUUUAACCCUUAUAUAACACUUCGGCUGACUUGAAUAAUCUUAUUCUCAGACCUCAGGUGUCUGUUGCAGUAUCCGUCUUGUUUAAAUAUCAGCUUUACCAUUCUGUGAUACUCUACAAGCAUAAUCAUUUUCAUCUCUGAAACACCUCUGUUGUGGUGACCACUAUCAUUAUGCCCAUUUUACAGCCGAGGGAGUAGAAAGAUGAAGUCACUUGCCCAAACCAGUCAACAGCAGACCUCAAAUUUCCAAGCCCAUUUCCACUGCUCUUUUAGAAUACAGUUUACAGCUACAUUUUACUUUAAGCAGUUCAUUUAUUCAGAAAUUAUGUAUUAAGUCCCCUUGCAAUAGCAAUCACUGUGCUAGGCAUUGAGUCUACAGAUAUGAGCGAGACAAAGUACCUGCCCUCAAGAAGAAAGUUAUGUUAAGGUUGAGAAGCUCAUAGUAGCAUACGGAGGUUGGCGUGAAAAUGUAUCAUUACAAUGUAGAACAAUGUCCUGCCAUAACGUGUCGGAGAAGAACGGUGGUAGGAGAAGUAAAGUCCAGAAGCAUCUCCAGGAGGAGACAGGCCAGUAAAUGUGUUCUGGGACAGUUGGAUAUACCUAAAAACCAAAGCACUUUCAGCUUAUGAGGAGUCAGAAGUACUGUGGAAAAUAAUUCUUGAAUUCCUUUUGUAGCAUUAUAUUGAUUGAUAACUUAUUUGCUCUCACCGUAAAUCCGAUGCUUGUUUAUAUACAGUGUCUGGUAUUGUUUAACAGUUCUUUUGUUUCUAUUUAAAUGCUAUUGAGUUUUGAAUUCAUGCCUUUCCGUUAUUCAGAAUUUGAAAGAUCUCAUAGGACACCAUUUUAAAAUCUGUCUCAUCCUCAUAGCCAUCCGAAUUCCCUUUCCAGAAGCAACAGGUGCUGCUUUGUAUUCAUAUAUU
Carlito syrichta (Philippine tarsier) is the source of this 2513-nucleotide messenger RNA. RefSeq names its product CD274 molecule (gene CD274). Bases 39 to 911 code for a protein of 290 amino acids. The record is from RefSeq and is a predicted model, not a curated record. Lineage: Eukaryota; Metazoa; Chordata; Mammalia; Primates; Tarsiidae. The transcript is spliced from 6 exons. Gene Ontology annotation, biological process: cell surface receptor signaling pathway; T cell costimulation; immune response. Gene Ontology annotation, cellular component: external side of plasma membrane.